This is a messenger RNA of Candidula unifasciata, 2406 nucleotides long. NCBI's taxonomy places the organism in Eukaryota, Metazoa, Mollusca, Gastropoda, Stylommatophora, Geomitridae. The record is from the annotation of a GenBank genome assembly.
AAAUGACAAAGUCAAAUUUUGGCUACAACCUUUUGACCUUCAUCAUCCUGUUCAACAACCUCAUCCCUAUCAGCCUGCAGGUGACCUUGGAGAUGGUCAAGUUCAUCCAAGCCAUUUUUAUUAACUGGGAUCAAGACAUGUACCACCCCAAAACAGAGACACCUGCAAAUGCUCGGACUUCAAACCUGAAUGAGGAACUGGGACAGAUCAAGUUUAUAUUCUCAGACAAGACUGGAACACUGACCCAGAACAUUAUGAGGUUUAGCAAAUGCUCCAUUGCUGGCAUAGUGUAUGGUGAGAAUGAGGAAAGUGCUGAGUGCUUUAAUGAUGAAAGUGUGGUGCAGAAUCUCAAGACUGGACAUCCGACAGCCCCGAUCAUAUCUGAUUUCCUCACAUUGAUGGCUGUCUGCCAUACAGUGGUGCCCCAAAUAAACCACACAACUGGAGAGAUACAAUACCUAGCAUCAUCACCAGAUGAAGCAGCUCUGGUGAAGGCAGCGAAGCAGAUGCAUCAUGUGUUCACAACCCGUACACCGGAGUAUGUCGUUGUUGAUGUGAUGGGAAAACCGAAGAAGUACCAGGUCUUGAGUGUCUUGGAAUUUACUAGCAAAAGAAAGAGGAUGUCUGUAAUUGUUCGGACCCCAGAAGACAAGAUUGUGUUAUACUGCAAAGGAGCGGACAAUGUGAUAUAUGAAAGAUUAGGAUCGAACAGAGCUUACACAGAGGAAACUCUUGCACAUUUGGAGCAGUUUGCCUCAAUAGGUUUACGCACACUGUGUUUGGCCAUGACCGAAAUUUCAGAAAGUGGUUACAAGGACUGGGCUGACACGUUUUACAAAGCCAGCACUGCCAUUGUUGAUAGGGAGCAGAAAUUGGAGGAGGCUGCAGAGCUCAUUGAGAAGGAUCUGAAGUUACUUGGUGCCACAGCCAUUGAAGAUAGACUUCAAGAUGGAGUACCAGAGACCAUAGACACUUUAGCCAAAGCAGAUAUAAAGAUUUGGGUUUUGACGGGUGACAAACAAGAAACAGCCAUCAAUAUUGGAUAUUCAUGUAAACUUUUGAAUCAAGGCAUGGACUUGAUCAUUGUCAAUGAAGACUCCCUAGAUAGCACAAGAGAUGCCUUAGUACGACAUAAGGCACAGUUUGGAGAGCAGCUGGGCAAAGAAAAUUAUGCAGGAUUCAUCAUAGAUGGCCAGUCACUGAAGUAUGCUUUGACCUGCGACUGCAGGCAGGACUUUUUGGACAUAGCACUCAGUUGUCGGGCUGUCAUUUGUUGUAGAGUUUCGCCUCUGCAGAAAGCUGAGUUGGUAGACCUGGUCAAAGUAUCACAGAAUGCAAUUACUCUAGCCAUUGGAGAUGGGGCUAAUGAUGUUGGCAUGAUCCAGGCUGCCCAUGUUGGUGUUGGAAUAAGUGGAGAAGAAGGCUUGCAGGCUGCUUGUGCAUCUGAUUAUUCUAUAGCCCAGUUCCGUUUCCUUCAGAAGUUGUUACUUGUCCAUGGUGCCUGGAGCUAUAGUAGGAUAUGUAAACUCAUUUUGUACAGUUUUUACAAGAACAUUUGUCUCUAUGUCAUACAGUUCUGGUUCUCUAUUGAGAAUGGCUUCUCUGGCCAGGCACUGUUUGAGAAGUGGUCUCUGGGAUUGUACAAUGUGAUAUUCACUGCUGCACCACCAUUAGCUAUGGGCCUGUUUGACCGGUAUUGCUCUGCAGAGACCAUGAUGAAGAACCCAGUCUUGUACAAGGAUUCUCAAACUGGACGGCUGUUUAGUUUCAGAGUCUUCUGGUUCUGGAUUACGAAUGCAGUUUUCCAUUCAGUUGUGCUCUUCUGGAUGACUGUUGCAUCCCUCCGGCAAGAUGUAGCCUUUUCAGAUGGAAAAGUUGGUGACUAUCUGUUCAUGGGAAAUUUUGUGUACACGUAUGUGGUUGUGACUGUUUGCCUUAAAGCAGGACUGGAAACUAUUGCUUGGACUUGGCUGACUCAUCUUGCCAUCUGGGGAAGCAUCGCUUGCUGGUUCAUUUUCCUGAUCAUCUACAGCCAUGUCUAUCCGAUCACUGGUCUCGCAGCUGAAAUGGUCGGCAUGGAUCAAUACGUUUAUGGUUGUCCAUUAUUCUGGUUGGGACUUAUCAUCAUUCCAUUCUCAGCCUUGCUCAGGGAUUUUGUAUGGAAAGUAAUUAGACGAGAAUUCUUCAAAACUCACCGACAGUCAGUGCAAGAAUUGGAACUGGCUCAUAAGGAGGUCAAGAUAGAACUAGCACUGAAAAAGAAACUAAGACCAAUAUCUGAGAGGGCUCGCCUUAUCAGCAGAAAUUUUAUGAUGAACAUUGGAGACAGGAUGAUGGGCACUCGCAGAUCUCCAGUUUCUUGUAAUCAGCAUUUUUUUUUUUCCAAGUUAGAAAUUCAGGGCAUCU